Molecule: messenger RNA, 1698 nt
Organism: Clonostachys rhizophaga
Lineage: Eukaryota; Fungi; Ascomycota; Sordariomycetes; Hypocreales; Bionectriaceae
Source: the annotation of a GenBank genome assembly
AUGGACGCUACAAUCCUACGCACCUUCGCCAUUGGCGCCUCGGCAGUCGCCGUCAUUGUCAUCUGGCGAAAGCUCUACCCAAAGCCGUACCCAGGCAUCCCCUAUGUUGAGGCUUCAGCACAACGCAUAAGCGGAGACAUACCGCAUUUGAUGGAGGAGAUGAAACUAACGGACGAGGCGACCAACUCAAUGUUCGCCAUCUCCACCCAGAAACUCGGCACCCCCAUCGCCCAGGUUUUGUUUCCAGGGUUUGCGAGGCCACUGAUCACGGUUGAGGAUAUCGUCGUGCGCCGGCAGAAGGAGUUCGACAAGUCGCCCAUGGCCGUGCAAAUUUUCGAGCCCAUGUUCCCCCAUGGAUCUCUGAGCCAGUUUACCACACCCAAAUUAAAAGAGCAAAAGCGCCUGUGGGCCGACGUGAUGAAGGUUGACUUCCUCCGUAAGGCUGCCGGACCGAAAAUCUACACCGCCAUGCUGGAACUACUUGAAUUAUGGCAGAUCAAGGCAUCCUCCAUCUACGAGGACAAGCCGUUCAGUGUCAUUGACGACUUCAAAAAUGCCACAUUGGAUGUCAUCUGGGCCUCUCUAGUCGGGAAUGAGUCGGGGAUCAUGAGAUUUGAGAUCGAGAAAUUGAAGGAGCAAAUCGCCAGUGGUAAAGGCAAGGACGGGAUCAAGAUGAAAGCUCCGCCUAGCGCUGCUAUCAAAGACGAGGUGGCUUACGUUGAGCAUGCCAUUGCAAAGAACGCGAGAACACCCAUGCCUACGUGGGCUCAGAAGUUAGAAACGUACACUCCACGCUACCGGAAGUUCCGGACCACGAUCAGUUCCAAGAUUAGCCAAGCGAUGAAGGAUUCCGUACAUCGAUAUGAGCGUCUGCAGGCGGGGGCGCUCGAGGAUGAUGCCUUUGAUACCUGCAUGAUGGAUCUUGUCCUUCGCCGUCAAAUUCUUGAGGCAAAGAGAAAGGGAGAAGCACCAACAGACCCGACGAAAGAUCAAUACAUGCUAGACGAGAUGUUCAUCAUGCUAGUUGGGGGGCACGAUUCUACAGCCAAUGCGCUCGCCUGGUUUCUUAGAUUCAUGGAACUCUACCCAAGUAUCCAGAAAGAUCUACGCACAGAACUUGAAGCUGCUUUGCCGCUGUCUAAAACCCCGUCCUUAGAUCAGAUCCUUGAUGCCAAUAUCCCGUAUCUCGAUGCCGUUUGUGAGGAAAGCUUGCGCUUGGCCGGCACUUCUAAAGGCAAUCUUAGACAGGCCGUCACAGACACGGAGAUCUUAGGCUGUAGAAUACCCAAGGGGGCAGAGGUCCUCCUAAAUCUUCAUAUAAAUCACCCACUUCUACCAGUCGAUGACCUAAAGCGCAGCACGAGCAGCAAAGCAGCCAUCGAUAAACAUGGAUAUCGCUUGUCAGACACUACCACUUCAAGUCUCAGUCUAUUUGACCCUACACGGUGGCUUACUAGAGACCAAACAACAGAUAGCGACGUGUUCAACCCUUAUGCAGUACCGUCGCUAGCGUUUGGGGGUGGCUUACGGGGAUGUUUCGGACGCAAGCUAGCAACUAUGGAAUUUCGUAUCGCAGUUGUGCUACUGAUACUCAACAUUGAGUUCCUCGAAUUGCCCCAGGAGCUAAAAUCCAUGCUAGCUUCUGAGGCAAUAUUCCGCCAGCCUCAGAAGCCCUUCGCUAGGGUCAGAGUUUUGUAG